This is a messenger RNA of Cylas formicarius (sweet potato weevil), 2889 nucleotides long. It is a transcript of the gene Mob2, whose product is annotated as MOB kinase activator-like 2. Gene Ontology annotation, biological process: signal transduction; positive regulation of protein phosphorylation. Gene Ontology annotation, cellular component: cytoplasm; nucleus. The transcript has 7 exons. Bases 438 to 1064 code for a protein of 208 amino acids. Lineage: Eukaryota; Metazoa; Arthropoda; Insecta; Coleoptera; Brentidae. Gene Ontology annotation, molecular function: protein kinase activator activity. The record is from RefSeq and is a predicted model, not a curated record.
AUGGAGGUUUGACAGAGAAUUUAUGUCACUUCGUGUGAUUUGUUUCGUUUUAAAAUUGCGUUAUCAAUAAUUAAUAGUGAAUUAAAAUUUCCAAAUACAAAUUACAAACAAUACUCUGUUGGAAACACCUCUGAGGCAUUAAAAUCUUUGUUGGAAUAUUCUUAUUAAAAGUGUUUAUAUAUCAAAAUUUGGUAAUCAGCUGAGGAAAAUUAUAAAAAUUGUGUCUUUUUCAAGAUCGUGUUAUUUCUUAUACUUUAUUAUUUUUUAAAGCGUUUUGAGCCGCAGACAAACUGGAUCGAUUACCGGAUUAUCUUCGCGACACCGUCGAUUGGUUUAUAGGGAAAGCAAGGCGUAAGGAAAAGGAAGGUGAUUCUAGUUCUUCAGGGGAUUCUAAGCUAUAUUUAGAAUCUACUGUUCUUGAACGAAAACUGCCUGAUAUGGACAUUAGGUUAUUAGUGGAUUUACCGGCCGGUCUUGAUUAUAAUGAAUGGCUUGCAUCGCAUACCAUGGCUCUAUUUGAUCAUGUAAAUUUAGUAUAUGGAACAGUUAGCGAAUUUUGUACAACAACUACAUGCCCUGAUAUGACAGGGCCUGGACAAAGAACAUAUUUGUGGUUUGACGAAAAAGGGAAAAAAACCAAAGUUGCCGCCCCGCAAUAUAUAGAUUAUGUUAUGACGUUUAUCCAGAAGACUAUAAGUGAUGAAAAUAUAUUUCCUACGAAAUAUGCAAAUGAAUUUCCUUCAUCGUUUGAAUCGAUAGUCAGAAAAAUAGUGCGGCUGUUAUUUCACGUGGUGGCGCAUUUAUACGCGAUCCAUUUCAAAGAAGUGGUAAUGUUGGGCUUGCACGCCCACUUGAACCUGACCUUCGCUCAUUUAACGGCGUUACAAAACCGGUUCACCCUGAUAGAUCCCAAAGAGACAGAAGUUUUAAAAGAUUUAGAAGUUGCUUUAAGGUUAACUGAAGAGAGUCAAGAAUCCGCAAAUAAUAAUGAUAAAAGAGAAGAGUUAGGUGAAACCAAAACAGAUCCCAGUGAGGACGCAACUAAUAGCGACAAUAAACUUUAGUCAGAUUAUUGACAUUUUGAUUUAAGGAAAUGGACACAGAAAUUGACAUUGUCUAUAUUAAUGUGAUGUAAAAAAAGAAAAUCGAGAAUCAAUUUCUAAGUUUUAAACACUCAUGUGGUUAGCGAAUGUGAUGUUAAGAGAUACUAUAGUGACUGAUUUAUUUUUCUAGUUAAACUUUAUUUAUUAUGUUCCCUUUGUAAUUUAUGUGAUGAACCUCGGAAAAGCUUUUUUUUUGUAUCAUAUUCCUAGGAUUGUAACCAUGUAAGUAAGUGAGAAUAUACAAGGUGUUCAUGCUUAACAAUUAUGCUAAAAUGAAGCGAUGUUACAUGUUUGCAUGUUGAACGAGUGGUUAAAUUUAUAUCAAGCAGUUCUGUUUCCUUUGAUAUCAAGAACUUUGUUUCACUUUUUAUUUAACUAAAUGUAAGUUAAUGUUAUGUUUACUUCUUAAAAUCCUAGUCGUAUUAAAUUCCAGUAGAGCUUCACUUACAAGUCCAUUGUAAUUUAAAUAUAUUAUGAACAACUUGUAUAUUGUUGUACCGUCUUUAAAAAGCCUUUUUUUUAUUCGGGGCAAUCUAUUUUUCCAUAAAUAUUUAGACGAAUGUACACUUUGAUGUGGAUAUUUUGUACGUUCUGUUGACUAUUGAGGGAAGUGACUGUAUUUUCAGGAACUUUCUAAAGUAAGUAACCUUUUUGAAGAAUUUGACUCGAAUGACCCAAGAAGUUUUAAAAUUUCCAGCAAGCUUUAUAUUAUGUCUAAGUGAUUACUGAUGAGUUCAUACAUUCUUGUGUAUUGACUUGAGUCUUAAUUCGAUGUAAUUGAACAUCGCAAUCGGAGCGAGUGUUUGUUUAAUAAACGAGUAGCUUAAAAAGUUUAUGGAAGGUGUUUGAUACUAUAUUUUCUCUACGAACUUUAGUUUUUGGGUACAUUUUCGCAAAACAACACGAAUACAUUCAGUGACAUGACCGUCAGAACUGACAAACGUCAAAUUCAAGGUAAUGUCCGAAGUGACUCGGAUCCCUGGGAAAUAAAACUGACGUGGUGCUUCCCGCAGACGGGAAUGGAAAAAUUAUUUUAUUUUAUUUUUAUUUUUAAAUUUAUAUAAUUUACAGGUUGAGAUAUUAAAAAUAGAACUGUAGUAUCCUAUUUGUCGAUCCAAAACUUAAGCAACAUGGCAAAAAAGAUCAGGUCUAUUAAGAAUUGUAGGUUAUCCUCAAAAUCGGCGAAAAAUGUUCUUAAUUUCUUUCAGAUAGCGUAGAAAAAAAUCUAAGCCAUCAACCUAAUGAAAAUAAACUUGUUUGUGGUCUCUUUCUAAUAAGCGGAUGAAGUACUGGACUCAUCAGUUUGUCAAAAUAUUUUAGAGAAAGAUUAAUUUGAGCCUUAGAAGUUUCUCAGAUAUUAAAACGUUUGCAAUGCUUUAAAAAUAGUACUUCAAUUUUUGAAAACUCUUAACUCAGUACUUAAGACGUUCAUACUUUACAUUUGCAGAAUAGUUUUGUAACUUUCAAAAGUUUCACAAUAAGCAAAAGUUGCGACCUAUGAAAUGAAAAUUUAUUUCGUUUGUGUUCCUGUACAAUUUUUAGUUAAUAACUUAAGUGCUUUGGGAUUGGACUUGAUAUACAGGGUGUGUUCAUUCUAUAAUGUUUUUCCGGUUAAGAAUUCCCGCUAACAGUAUAUUGCCCUUGUCUUCCUAUCUUGUGUUCAUUUUAUUUGUUUCUAGUGUACUCUGUAUAUCGCCAAUUACCUUGGGGCAUUGUUAGAAUGUAAUUUGUCCCGUUUAAUCGUGUCUUGAAGGUAUAUUAUGUAAUAUACUAGGAUAUAUGAAAA